Messenger RNA from Staurois parvus, 391 nucleotides. Lineage: Eukaryota; Metazoa; Chordata; Amphibia; Anura; Ranidae. The record is from the annotation of a GenBank genome assembly.
GCCGUCAUUCGCGGCCUUGGCUGUCAAUCACCGGGUUCUGGCCGGUGAUUCCUCGCCGACACACGAUGAUCGUCGAGUAUUACCAACGGGGGAGAGACCUGUGUAUAAACAACACAGAUCUCUCUCCUGUCAGCUCUUGUACACUGCUUUGUAUGACUCUGCAUAGCAGAGCCAGUGAAAACACACACACAGCACACACAGUAAAACAGCACACAGUUAACCCUUUGAUCGUCCCAGAUGUUAAUCCCUUCCUUUUCAGUGCCAUUAGUACAAUGUCAGUGCUUUUUAUUAGCACUGAUCACUGUAUUGGUGUCACUGGGGAUGUCAGUGACACCAAGUCAGUUCCCCCCAGUGUCAGAAUGCCAGCCGCAGUCCCUCUAUAAGUCGCUGA